AUGACAUGUUCGCGGGCUGUCUUCCGAUGCUUUAAAUCUCUCGAACGACUAGGCGAUAGAAUAACGGGUGCGGCAGGACCGUACUUCGUUGGCCUUGCGGUCAUCUUAAUUGGAAUUGGCACGAUAUGUUUCUUCGACGUUGUGCUUCCUGGUCUACAGUGGCCCUUAAUCAGCUGGCCGCUGUGCAUUAUUAUUGCUCUCAACCUCCACAUGCAUUACUUCUACGUGUGCACCGUGCCGCCCGGUUUCGUAGAGGAUCCACCUAGAAGUGUACCGGAGAGCUUUCUAUGGGCUAAAAAACCGCAGAAGAAGAGGGCUUUGACAAGCGGCGUCAGUUGGAGUGCUGGCGACUCCGUCAAGAUAACGAAGGCGGAAGCCUCGAAGUGCAGGAAGUGCGGAACUAGACCUGAGAGAACACAUCAUUGCCGAGUUUGCAACCGCUGUGUGCUGAAGUACGACCAUCAUUGUCCCUGUGUUGGCGUUCAUAACGAACGCCAUUUCGUGCUAUUUAUGGCGUAUCUCGUUCUGUCUACAUUUUGCUUUUCGACGCUUGGAUAUCCAUACAUUCUCGAUGCACUGGGAGUCAACUACAUGCGAGAAUGGCCACACCAUGUCCCAGAGCUCGCCUACAUCUUGACAUAUAUUCUUUCUGUCGUGCUAUGCUUCGCCGUGGGCAUUAUGCUCUCAUAUCACCUUUGGACUAUUUCAAAAGGCGAGACCACCGUCGAGACUCACGAUCACGAGCACUACUCUAAGUUAGCAAACAGUCGAGGAGAGGACUUCGUCAACUCGUACGACCUUGGAAAAAUCAUGAACCUGAAACUAUUCUUCAAUAUCUGGGAGGGUGGCUACUCGUUUACCACUCUGUUGCUACCUCUUCGAGUGCCGCCGUACACUGAUGGCCGGCAUUGGGCUCGCCGGCCUGGAUAUGAACAUCACUAUGGACUUAAAAUCGGCGAAGAAUUUACCGAUGAAGAGGACGAGGAGGAGUAG
Pleurotus ostreatus (oyster mushroom) is the source of this 993-nucleotide messenger RNA. RefSeq lists its product as uncharacterized. NCBI's taxonomy places the organism in Eukaryota, Fungi, Basidiomycota, Agaricomycetes, Agaricales, Pleurotaceae. The coding region runs from base 1 to 993 and encodes 330 amino acids. Gene Ontology annotation, molecular function: palmitoyltransferase activity. The record is from RefSeq and is a predicted model, not a curated record. The transcript is spliced from 9 exons.